AUGAGUUAUAGUGAUUCUGACACCUACAACAUUUAUGAAAGUAAUACUUCUUCAACAGAUACAAACAAUAUUUCAGGUCAAUUAAAUCCAAAGCAGGUAUUAAAGUUAACUAAUGAACCAAAUAAUAUUUUUAUGAAAAUGAAUAAUCCUACUACUGCUCUGUGGAAUGAAAACGGCUAUAAUUAUCAUCAUUAUUUUAAUAAUAAAUCAAAGUGUAAACCAUCUAGCAAGCUGAACAAAUCACGAAUUGUUUCAUGUGGUGUAUUUUCAUGUUUUGGAAUUAAAACAAAUAAAAAUAAUUUAAAAAUAAAUUUAUCCAGAGAAGAUUCAAAAACCUCGAACACAUAUAAAUCAAUAUCAAGUUUACAGACAGCAUCGUUAAGUCUCACAGAGAAAAUAAGUCUACCAAUAGAUAAGAUAAAUAAACCGCCAUCAUCAAUUCAAAAAAUUAAAACAAGAACAACAACGAUACCAGUUUCAUCAGGUGAAAAAAUUCCAACAUCAUAUGUAAAUAAUUUUAAAGCGAUUGGUGAUUUUAAUACAUUACAUAUUAAACCAAAUAGUCGUUUAUUUCCGCGCGAUUUAAAUCGUCUAUCAACGUCCACAAGCGAUACAUUUGAAAGUGAAUGUAUUCAAACAAAUUCAAUGAAUCAACAUUAUAUUGAUGGAAGUUAUUCAACUAUAACACCUGUAUCAAUAUCACAGCAAAUUCAUGAUUAUAAAGAAGACAAACAAAACACCAAAGAACCAUUGAACAUUGAUAUAGUGAAAGAAAAGCUCUACAAUAGUCAAUUACUUAUGCAUUUCUCUCAAAUAGUUGAACAAAAUUAUAAUAUGGAUAUUAAAAGUUUAAAUUAUCUUCAAAUUGAAAAUAAUGUUGAUGAUGAUGGCGAUAAUAACAAUAAGGUAAAUACUGUUGAUGAACUACCGAAUCAAGUAUUAAUUAAUUUUAAUGGUAAUAUUGGUCAUCAUCAAACAUGUCAGGCAUAUAUUGAUUUUAAAAGGCAUGAGUCACCGCUCGGUAAGCGUGAAGCAAACUGCUGUCCAGCAGAACCACCACAUUUGCAUAAAGUUAUUCAAACAGUUUAUUCAUAUGAGAAUUUAUACCAUAUAUCGCCUAAAUUAAGUUAUAACAAUACACGUGAACAGUCUUGUCCAAGAGUUAGUCAAUCAGUGAAAAGUUAUCAUACAGAAAAUGAUGAAGAGAAUUUUAAAAAUAAUGAUUUAAAUAAGGCGGGAAAAAUGGAUGAGGAUGAAAAGGCUAUGCACAAAGUGAAAGAAAUCACAACGAAUUCCUCUAAACAGUCAAAAGAUCAAAAUAAUGUCAUUUUGAAUAAAUCAUUUGGUUCUUGCACUAAAACAAGUUCAGAAUCAUUAAAACAAGAAGUUAGUGUUGUUAAAGGUGUGAAUACUUUACAAAACAGAACCGUCAAUAAAGGUAAUACUGUCAAUGUGAAUACAGUAAAACAAAACUGUAAAACAACAAAACAAUCUGAAGUUAGGUCUAAAUCUUUUGAAAAUAAGUCGACUGUUAAUAAUAAUCCUGUCACUUCAUCUCGUGAUAUAAAAACACCGCCACUUUCAAAUCAUCUACAGAAUUCACAUUAUUCAACACGUAAAUCGAAUUCACACACUCCAUCUACACUUUCAAGAACUCGGAGAGCUGAUCAUUCUGUGCCAAAUAAAGGCAAUAGUUAUAUGUCUUUAAAAUCAGCCUCAAACCAACGCCGUGAGUGUAAAACACCUGAACCCGUCUCCACGAAUUCUGCAGUACAUGGUGUGAUGCAUAAAAAUGCUAAGUCUGAAACACAUCCAAAUAGUUAUAUACGUCAAAAUCUAAGAAAGGGAAUACCUUCAGCAUCUUUACGAGAAGAUCAAUAUGAUCAGAAAAAAUUAAAACAAGAUAUAUUUGGUAACAAUCAGGAGAAAGUGAAACAAAAGUCGUUGGUUGGAAACCAGAAGCAUCAAUUAAGUAAUAGAAAUUCUUUUAUGUCCACUAAAGAAAAUAUUAAGUGCACUAAGAAAUCAACGCAACGCAGCUUCAACAGAUUUCAGGCGUACUCAACUUCUUCAGAAUCAUGUCCUUCAGUAAAUACACUUGAAUUGCUUCAACUCGCUGAUAUAUCUGAUGCAGAUGAUAUUAGAGAAAUCAAAGAGUAUGUAUUCGAUGAGAAUUCCAGUGAAAAUGAUUAUGACAGUAGUAAGAGAACAAAACAUUCUAUAAAUAAACACCAGAUGAAUAAUGAAGGUCACGAUGAUUUUAUAGGUUUUCCUGUUGAUAGACACAUACAAAAUCGAUAUGUUUAUCCUCCUGAUGAGUACAUAUAUCCAGAAGUGAACAGCCCGCUAUUUGUUCAGCCAAAAUAUUUGCCUUUCAUACCAAUUCCACCACAACCCGUUGCACCAUUACGAAAUAUUAGUCCAUUAUGGAAUAAUAUACCAAAUUAUGAAUCUGCAUACCCUGGUUUCAUGCGACCACCAGUGUUUAAUGCUCCACCGUUUGUGAAUUGGACAAAUCAAAGCGGUUACAUUAAUCCAUACAAUAAUAAGUAUUAUAAUGAUCCAUAUUAUCAGUAUCCAACUGAGCAGUGUUCAACAACUGGAAGUUUUCCAUUACAUGCAUAUCAAUCAUAUAAUAAUACCUAUCAUAAUUCCCAAACGACAUCGGAACGCCAAGUACAUACAAGAAAGACUGUUGGCAAGAAUAAAGUCUGUGAAGGCAUGAAAAAGAAAAAACCUUAGCUGUCUUUUUUAAAGUCUCCAUUCUGUUUUACUCAUUUGUUUAUUUACUCAUCUAAUUUUCAGCCAACCACUUAUUUAUUUAGUCAGAUUUUAUGCUUUUGUAAGACACCAGUUUGAGAAAAAAGAGUUUCUAUUUCUUCAGAGUUAUUUUUCUUCCCCACACCGAGGUAAACAUUGGCAGAAACUGACUUUCAUUUAAAG
Messenger RNA from Trichobilharzia szidati, 2943 nucleotides. NCBI's taxonomy places the organism in Eukaryota, Metazoa, Platyhelminthes, Trematoda, Strigeidida, Schistosomatidae. The record is from the annotation of a GenBank genome assembly.